Messenger RNA from Arabidopsis thaliana (thale cress), 552 nucleotides. RefSeq lists its product as uncharacterized. The record is from RefSeq and is marked reviewed. Lineage: Eukaryota; Viridiplantae; Streptophyta; Magnoliopsida; Brassicales; Brassicaceae. Bases 1 to 552 code for a protein of 183 amino acids. The transcript is spliced from 2 exons.
AUGACCGGACACGUGGCGUAUUCUUGGGCGAUGGAGUUCAACUUGUGGGCGCAUCUUGCUUUUAUGCUUGUGAUUCUCAAGAUCAUUGUUGCUCCGAUGGUGGUGGAACUGGAACAGAUGAGAAAAGUACGAGAAGAGUGUGACGUGCAGCUGCUCGUGGACUACGAGAUCGCAAUGGAUGACGAAGAUGGAGGUCGUGAGAGAAGAGAAGAAACUCGUCGUGUAAACGAUCGUUUCUUUCUUGCAGUUUCGCUCGCCAUUUUCACCGGAAUCUGCAAACGAGCUUCUGGUUUCGACGGUUCAUAUCUAACGGAGACGACGAAGAACGGACACGUGGCGUUAUACUGUGCAUCAGAGCUGAACAAGAUGGCCGAUAUGUGCUUUAUGGUGGUGAUUAUCAGAAUCGGUUUAUCGAUGCUUGGACUCACGUUUGCGCCGGUGGUGAUGCGUAGACUACGAGAAGAGACGGACAUGAAACUUACGUUGGGUUCUAUCUGCCUAGCGAUUUCGCUCUGCUUCUCCGCUUAUCUUCGGUUCUUCGUCGUCGGAUGA